Molecule: messenger RNA, 1953 nt
Organism: Physcomitrium patens
Lineage: Eukaryota; Viridiplantae; Streptophyta; Bryopsida; Funariales; Funariaceae
Molecular function (GO): 1-alkyl-2-acetylglycerophosphocholine esterase activity
Source: RefSeq, a predicted model, not a curated record
CAGCUUCGGUUGGGUUCAUAACUCAUGCAAGAAGCUAGUCCCUUUUUUUGUUUUAACGAGCUCUGCCGUAAUGGCAUUUUUCAGUGCUUUUAGACCUCUGAAGUUGUUACAUAAGUCAGUACAUUACUCUUGUGGAGUGGUUCUUGGUACGAGGAGUGUGCUUGGGAUUUGAAAUGUAAGGGAUGCAAGAUACUUUUGGAGAAGCAAAAACUCCAGAGUAUUGAUGCAGGCCUCUACAAUGUUUGCAGAGAUAUGGUUCGACCCUGAUGAUGAAGCCCCGGGUACAUUUUACAUGCAGAGGCAGCUGAUGCGGGUGAAUGUGCGUCGGCCUUGACAAGGAAACUUUUCACUGACAUUCAGCCAUUGCAAAUGAGAAGUGUCGCAAUAUUUUCGUAGGCCUUCAGAAACUAACAGACGUGGAAGCUGAUGAUUAGUACAAUUUCUUUAUCGCAGGAAGUGAAGUCUGGUUAGAAUGGGUGGACGCCCCAUGCAUUUACCUAAACCCACAGGUCCUCACCACGUUUCCUUCGCUGAUUUUGAGCUGCGCCAGACAGGAGGAGAAGAAAGUGUUUCAGUUCUCUCCUCGGAUCCUGAAAAGAAUGAGCUCAAAUUAGAUGAUGUACCGUCCAUGCGUUUCUUUUAUCCCACUGCAGAGGAACCCAAGUGGUGUCUCGCCGACACCCAGGCGAGACGGUGGCUGCCACAUUUCAACUACACAUGGGGCUAUUUCUCCAAAGUCAUUCAACCAUCUUCCUAUCUGCGCCGCUUCGCAAUCUGGACCAUCUCAUGCUUCAUGCAUCUCUUCAUGUGGCUCCAAUUGCACUGCUCCGUGGCGAAGCCUAUGCUGGAGCUGGAAGGGGAGGAUGAGAAUGGUCGACUACCGGUCGUAAUUUUCAGUCAUGGCAUGUGGUCGUGUCGCACAACGUAUACGAUUACCUGUUGUGACAUGGCUUCUCAUGGCUACAUUGUGGUCGUGGUGGAGCAUUUGGAUGGCUCCGCCGUCGCUGCUAAGUAUCGAGAUGAGAAGGGCAAGAAGAAGUGGAUCACUCAUGCGUUUGCGGAACGACCGUUUGAUGAUACUCCAAUUUCUGAUCGCUCCAAGCAGCUCAGAAAGAGAGUAGGCGAGAUCCGGAAGGUAGUAGAUGCACUGGAGAUGCUUGAUAGUGGACUCCUGACGCAGAAUUCAAAUGGCGUUAAAGGAAGGUUGAGUUUGGAUGUGAGAAUGAUCUGUGGUCGCAUUGACAUGAGCCAUGUCGCAAUCCGAGGGCAUUCAUUUGGAGGUUCUACUGCCAUUGUCGCUUGUGGGCUGGACAAGAGACUCAAAUGCUGUAUCGCUGAAGAUGCGUGGUGGCAACCCAUAGAGCGGCCCGACUUCGACCGGCUGGCUGGAAAGGUGCCUCUGGUUCUAGUCAACACAGAACACUUUGAAUGGGAUGAUCUGCGUCGAUUACGUAACUUAUUUCUUGAAGCUCGAGAUGAGAGCCAGCUUGACGAACAACCUUUGGUGACCAAGCUAUUUACCAUCAAGUUGACGCAGGGCACACGCCAUAUGGACCAGUGCGACUUCCCAGUUAUGUGGCCACGGGUCUUCAAAGCAGUCAAGUUGUCAGGCACGGCAGAUCCUGGGCUUGUAAAAGACAUCACCAGCAGACUCUGCCUUGGAUUCUUACACCGUUACCUCUUAUCACCUGGAAAAGGAGCUCAAUACGCUGCAGACAUCCUGAAAUUGGAUAGAGACCAUCUUGUUGAUGGCACACUUGCACAAUCUGUUCAAGCUACAAUACCUGGACAAGCUUUAGAAAAGAGUUCAGCAGACUUGAACCCGAACGCCCACCAUGAAAAUCAUAUUAGCAAACAAGAUGGGAAUUGAAGCACCCAACUUCUGUUUAGAGAUAUAUUAGUUUGUAACAUUCCUAAUAAAUUGAAAUCCACCACCAAGGCCUUAUUCGUGAA